AGACAAAAUGAAUUUCAAGUCUUCGGUCUUGUCCCUUUUAGUCGCUAACUCCAUCUUUCACCUCCACACAACGGAUCUUAUUUGCCCAUUCGAGCCUCAAGCUCCCCCAGCCCCAUCGUCUAGACCAGGUUUAAACUUGGUCUCCCCCCAUCCUAGAUCCCUGUGCAUGUAUGUGCCUUUGAUGUGAUGCUCCAGCUUUUUCAUAUGGGACCUCAAACUAGCAUGGCUUCGGACUAAGGUAUCGCAUCCACUUCUCCUCCACAAACAGAGUCGCGCGGCGGACUUUUCCAUGUCUUGGCCGUCUUGACGUCUACAUAUACAUACUGGAGCAUGCCCCCUCCGAUUUGAAACCCGAUCCCGUCCGCCAUUGAAGUACCUGGACCUUUUGUUUUGAUUUUCUGUCCUGUUUUCAUGACCAUAUACCCAUUGCAAUAUCAAUCCAAUCCACGAAACUUCAAUCCCGGUUCCGUCUGUCAGGGUCCCUUCAUUGGCGCACACUGACUGACCAGAAAAACGAGUCGACCAGACCAGACCCACGAAAUAUUACAUCACAUGCCUGCCUCAAUUUCCCCCACAGAGACUAUGAAGCUCAUGCCAACGGUCGAGAGUGAUUCUCCAGAGACCAAAAUCGCUGUUGCACCACAAUCUCCCACGUCCCCGGAGUCAAAUCCAAAAAAGCGCGGUGCAUCUUCCGCAGGAGGCAAUGGAAAUCCCAAGCCCGUCAAGAGGAGGGCGGCGAAGGCAUGCGCCGCGUGUAGAGCAAGAAAAGUGCGCUGUGAUGUCAUGCAACGGUAUCAUGUCAAUUCAGAGGGAGACGUCACAUGUUCGAAUUGUACGAUGGAUGGAAUUAAAUGUGUGAUAGAAGAGAGUAAACGGCGGAAAAAACAUCUGAAUGGCACUCAGAUAUCACAACAAUCAGAACCAAAACAACCACAACAAUGGCCGAACGGCAUCGUGAAUCCCUCGGAUAUCUCGAAUCCAGAAAACAGGAGAUGGAGCAGCUCUUCGUCCAACGACUUGCCUGAAGACUACGCAGCUGCGGGAGGAGCUCACGUCCCCCAUCCAAUCUGUAAGCAGCCUGGGAUACUCUCCCACCAUUCCCAUUUAACAACAGCCGCAGACCAGAAUGUGUCCAAAAAGAUCGAGAACCACACUAUGUUUCGCAGGCAGGGUUUCAUUGCCACGCAGUACGAUCCAGAUCCGACCUAUACCCUCCUGACAUCUGCAUCCCUCAGCGGUGACCUGACGAAGACGAGACUGGCAACUCCGCCGAUUCUGCUCAAGCAUCAAUUACCAGCCUACUUGAAACCGCUGCCUCAACGGAUGACCUCUGUGGAUAUCGAUUACCUGUUUGCGAAAGGCGCAUUGUCCCUGCCCGAUACGCCGGUGCGAGAUGCCCUGCUACGAGCAUACUGCGAAUUCGUACACCCGUAUAUGCCUUUGUUGGAGCUACACAAUGUUCUGGAGAUAAUGAAUGAUUCGACUGGAGAAUCUGGCAAGAUCAGUUUGUUGCUCUUCCAGGCUAUCAUGUUUGCAGGUACUGCAUUCGUGGAUAUGAGCCAAUUGGUCGCGGCGGGGUACACGAAUCGAAAGGCUGCUAGAAAAGCAUUCUUCCAAAAAGCCAGAGUAAGUAUUUUUGCGUUUAGGAAGAGAAUUGCAAAGCUAACUCUGCAGGUUCUCUACGACUUCGACUACGAAAUUGACCGCGUUUCCCUUGUUCAAUCCCUCCUGCUCAUGACAUAUUGGUACGAAACUCCCGACGAUCAAAAAGAUACAUGGCAUUGGAUGGGAGUGGCAAUUUCCCUAGCACAUACAAUUGGUCUACACCGAAAUCCAGAGAACUCCAAUAUGGAGCCCGCGAAAAAGAAGCUAUGGAAACGCAUCUGGUGGUCCUGCUUCAUGCGGGAUCGUCUCAUUGCUCUGGGAAUGCGAAGGCCAACACGCGUGAAGGACGAGGAUUACGACGUCCCAAUGCUGGUAGAAGAGGAUUUUGAGAUUGGAGUACUAUCAGAAAACAUCACCAUCAUUCCUCAAGACUGCACGCUCAUGCGAACGCCCUCCAUCCAGCUCGAACUCGCCCAAAUGUGCAUAGCGAAAGCCAAACUCUGCCUCUGCAUCUCCCACGUUCUCUCAGCACAAUACUCCGUCCUAGUCCGCCACCAAGGCAUGCAAGGCCAAGAAGGCAGCACGCGCUCCUCCGUCAUGCUCUUCCCCAAGAAACUCGACCAAACGGACGAAGUCACCCGCUGCGACGAGGAGCUGCAAGAAUGGGUUCGGGAUCUGCCUCCAGCGUGCCACUAUACCGAAUUCAUCGGCCCCGGCCAAGCAGGCGAAACAGUCUUUGUCCAGCGUUCUCUGCUCCAUAUGGUCUACUACACCACUCUCUCUGCUCUGCACCGGCCUCAGGUCCUCCCCUGCGCAGGAACAAGUGGCGCCCAACCCGAUUCCAGCAGAGAACUCCAAGAUCUCUCGAGGAAGCAAGUGCGAGAAGCGUCUCGCGAAAUUACUAAGAUCUCCCAAAACAUCCACGAGCACAACCUAGAAAAGUACCUCCCCACCACAGGCGUGACCGUGCUCCUGCCAGCCAUCAUAAUCCACCUCCUAGACAUCAAAUCCUGCAACGACGAGGCCCGUCGCGCAGCCAUGAACGGGUUCUGCCAAUGUAUGCUAGUCCUCGAGAAAUUACGCGACAACUACGCCAGCGCCGACUUCGCGACCCAAUUCCUUGAAGCCGCCAUCCGAAAAGCAGAUAUCGACAUGGUGAUACCGAGCUCCAUGGCAAGAAGCCACAUGCGCCACGAGGAUAUCCAGAAUACCCUCGCCAGCCAGAAAGUCCGCGAGGUGCGCGAGAAAGUCAAGAUGAUGUACUCCGCAAGAAGGAUGUCGCCGCCUGGAGAAGCAGACGACGCCGUGCAGCAUCUACCUAUGGAUUCUGGAUACAGCGGGAUGGAGAACGGCCAGAUCGUAAAUGGAGGUGGGCUCGAGCAUAACCUUGCUGCGUCGUCUCUCCUCGCACAUACACCACCCGAUUCAGACUCCCACACCGCAUCUGCCUUCUCGCCUCCUCCUGCAAAUGGUGCUCAAUCUCAAUCGCAGGACCCUCUCUCCUCCCACACCAACAACACCAAUAAUAACCCCUACUCCUCCUCCAACACCAACACCAACAUCACCCCCCUCUUCCCCGGCUCUCUCAGCCUCACCGGCAACGAAUUCGACGCCAACGUCGACCUGAGCGAUUUCCUCAAUUUCGACGGCGCAGGCGGCGCGAACGAUCUCUGGAGCUUGCCGCUCGAUGAGGGCGCGCAUGGAGAGAGUGGUGGAUUCAUGGGCGAUAUGAGUUGGGUUGAUCAGGGGCCUGGGUGGAGCAGGAUGCAUAGUCCUGUGCCUGGGGAGGACUUUUUCUCGUCUGCUGCGGUGGGUGUGGGUGUGGGAGCGGGGACGAAGGGUGGGGAGGUUGAUGUUGCGGCGUGAAAGAUGCGAGAUAUUUUGGAAGAGAUGGACAGAUGGACUCUACUAGGUGGUAUUAGACUGCUUCCCUUCUUCGGAUCAGGAUGAUGAGAUGGAAACUGGAGAGAUGAGAUGGGAUGAGACCGAAAACCGAGAGCCGACAAAGAAGUCCAGAGGAUAGAAUGGGAAGCGGAAAGAAUCGCGGUGGAUCCCAGAGACAAUCGUCCAUCCAGAGAAAUACCAGCGACCAGAUCCAUCAUGGAGCAGAGGCGCGAGGUCGAAAACGAAGCGAAGAGGAAAUCAAACAAACACCGCGGGGUGUGAAAGAAAGAAGUGAUAAUUUGGCUUCUACCCAUGUCUUGGAAGAAAUUUGGAUAGAUUGAUGGCUGGGCGCCUGUUUUUGUAUUUCAGCAAUAGAUCGACUGGUUUGGGCUGGGUUUGGCUGGCUGGCUGGCGUUAGGUUUUCUUGUUUUUGGAUGAGUUUAAAUGGCCGGCUGCUGAAGAUCUGGACUUUUGACCUGUUAUUUGGUUUUGGUUUUUGUUUUUUUUUGGGUUGUUGUGUUCCUUUGAUGGCUUUGGCUACCUUGUUUCUUCUUGUAUCGACAAUCAGAGAGUGUAUUGGCUCUCCUUGGAUUGGAUUCAUUGGAUCUGAGUCGAUUCGAUUUUCGUGAGCAAUAAGAGAUAUUCGCGAGCUUUUCGAUUUUUUUGCUUGCUUUGCUUUCUGGCUGGGUUGGCAGGUAGCCAGGCAGACAAACAGAUAGUAUACAGUACCCUGGGCGGCGGGGCCUGUUGGAAAUCAAAAAGUUUUUCUUUCCCCUUGAAUUGUAAAAAUUCAUAUAUGUAUGCGGUCUUUCGAAGGAGAAUUAGCUGGCGUGACAGCUUUCUUAAAUCUUGAAAUUGUGUUUUGAUUGUGAUCGACAUCCGCCCAUAAAAGCUAGGUGUGGUGCCGUAGUCGUAUGCUUGUCAAAUAAAAAGCUCAGCCUAAACGCCAUCCUUUCGUUGUGCCAGCUAUUCCCUCCAUCCAUUUCCUGGGUAUAUAUCUUCCCCCACUUCCCUCCUUAUUCUUCACCAAAAUCCUUCCUCUCUUCCUUGCUGUCUCCACC
Molecule: messenger RNA, 4550 nt
Organism: Cadophora gregata
Lineage: Eukaryota; Fungi; Ascomycota; Leotiomycetes; Helotiales; Ploettnerulaceae
Gene: CTF1BETA
Product: Cutinase transcription factor 1 beta, variant 2
Exons: 2
Coding region: 553-3471 (972 amino acids)
Biological process (GO): regulation of DNA-templated transcription; DNA-templated transcription
Molecular function (GO): DNA binding; DNA-binding transcription factor activity, RNA polymerase II-specific; zinc ion binding
Source: RefSeq, a predicted model, not a curated record